Messenger RNA from Chroicocephalus ridibundus (black-headed gull), 3338 nucleotides. RefSeq names its product F-box and WD repeat domain containing 8 (gene FBXW8). NCBI's taxonomy places the organism in Eukaryota, Metazoa, Chordata, Aves, Charadriiformes, Laridae. Gene Ontology annotation, molecular function: protein binding. The transcript has 11 exons. The coding region runs from base 37 to 1824 and encodes 595 amino acids. The record is from RefSeq and is a predicted model, not a curated record.
CCGGCGGGAGGCUGGGCUGGGCCCGGCCCCGCCGCCAUGGCCGAGGGCUCGGCGGAGCUGGAGCUGUUCCGCCGCCGCUGGCGGGAGGAGCUGGCGGGGGGCGCGAAGCGGCGGCGGCGGGAGGAGGAGGAAGGGGCGGCGGCGGCGGAGCAGCAACCCGAGAGCCGCCGCAGCGCGGAGCCGGGCGAGCCGGGCUACCUGGCGCUGGCCCGCGGCCUGCUGGACGGCGGCGCCCCGGCCUGCCGCAGCCCGUCGCCCGCCCGCCCCGCCGAGCAGUCCGCGGGGGACGGAGGCAGCGACGGCGACGACCUGCUGGGGCAGCUCAUCCGGGACCUGAAUGAAAUAAAUGAGGUUCCAUUCUUUGAUAUCCAGCUGCCUUAUGAACUGGCACUGAAGAUAUUUCAGUACCUGGGCAAGACUGAAUUGGGAAGGUGUGCUCAGGUCAGCAGGACGUGGAAGGUACUUGCAGAAGAUGAAGUGUUGUGGUACCGGUUGUGCCAACAGGAAGGAUACCUAUUAGAUACGAGCAUCUCCGAUCAUUCCUGCUGGAAGCUCGCCCUCAAGAACUGCCGGGCCAGAGAGCGCACUUUGAAAACCAACUGGAAGAACCGCAUCGGUGCUGUGAGCCAGCUGCAAUAUGAGCUGGGGAAGAUUCUGUGCGAUGUACAUUCUUGCGAUGGCGUUGUUAUUGCUGGAUAUACAUCAGGAGAAGUGAGGUUGUGGGACACUCGCACCUGGGACUACACAGCCCCCAUCCUGGAACCAAUGCACGGUCCUGGUGAUGCUGGACCUCAGCCACAUGUCUCCUUUGUGAGGAUAAACAGCUCUCUGGCUGUAGCAGCUUACGAGGAUGGAACGGUCAGUGUGUGGAGCCUGAUGUUCGGGCGGGAGCCGAUCCAUCGGUACCAGCACAAUCAGAGGAUACAGGCUUUAGCUCUCGGUUCAGAGGGUGCGACGGUAGCAACGGCAUCUGGCUUCGAGGUCAAAGUGGAAAGCCCUAAUGACAGAGGAUUCUGGCAAACUACACAAACAUUUGAAAUCCAGAAAUUGGUCAACUUCCUUAAGCUGGUUCCAGAUGUUACGGGGAGUCCAGUGACAGUGGCAGCUGCAGAAGACAUUGUCUAUCUCCUGAAAGCAGAAGAUCCUGGCAAAGUUCUCCAUUCUGUCUAUGGUCAGCCUGUCACGUGUCUCGAUGUGUCUGCUCACGAAGCAGCCUUUGGGGUCAAAACCUUUGGCUGGUUAUUGAAUGAGCCCAACCAGAUUCUUCUUUACAAUCUGGAAACAAGUCAGUGUCUGAAGAAGAUGGGCAACUCGAUGGGUGACUUUACGUGUGUCAACCUCCAGAACAGUCCUCCAAACAUGCUUGUGACAGGCAAUAAAGACAGAAGGGUCAGGGUAUUCGAUCUCCGCAAAAGCGAAUCUUUGUGCUCCUUCUAUGCCCACCAGUUAGGAGUGUCUGCGGUCCAGAUGGACGACUGGAAGAUCGUCAGCGGAGGAGAAGAGGGCUUGGUCUGUGUGUGGGACCAACGGAUGGGCACCAAACUCUGGGAAAUGCACGCCAGGCAUCCGGUCCGCCACGUGUGGUUUAAUUCUCAUAGCCUCAUCACUGCAAACAUCCCCGAUGACAAAACUCCCCGAGGCGCCAGCAUCACGGAUGAUGACCUUACCGCGCACCGCAAGCAUCGAGGAAUCAUUUAUGCCUACGAGUUCUCAGUGGACCAGUUGGCGGUAGAAAGCGUCCUUCCUAUUUGCCGCUCCUCCUACGAUGAAGUGACUGGUUACAACUACAACAUUGGCCUUGCAGUUCCCUACGAUAACAUUUAGGUAACUCGCUUUACUUGGCUUCUGUGGUCCGGCCCUCUGCCAAGUACAUGGCCAAAGGCAAAAAGGAGAUCCAGAAGGAUCCAAGCGCCAAAAAGAUGGCGUGGGCCGUAGGCGCAUCAAACCGGCUGAGCGAUUGCCGAAAACCUGGGGGUAUGGACCAGAAGAGAGAGGAUGGCUGCCCUCGAGCGUAUCGCUAAAAUACGUUGCUGCGCAAAUGUUCGAAGGUCCACUGUGGUGGAAGGGAGAGUCUGAAGAGUGAAGGGGAGCAGUACGCUUCCGUGGAAACAAAAAUGUUCCUUUCUGCUGCUUGUGGGAAAAACGCUGCUGACCCCAUCUUGGCAGGGGUCACGGUCAGGGAGCGAGAGCCCCGGGUGGCAAACUGCUGAAGUGGUGGGAGGCUGGGGAGUUCAUGCCUGUCCUGAGAGGGAAAGGAAAAACACCAAGGACUUGGGAAAAGCAUCUUGCUGAGCCACAUCUUUGAAAUUUGUUUCCUUGUAACAAGCUGCUCAUUCUUCUUUUCCUGGGAGCGCAUCGGAAUGUGUCUAGGAGCAGGACCCUGCACAAAAGGUUACGGUGGUUGGGAGAGGGGGAGUAUGGUGGAGAGAGGGAGGGGAAGGUUGGCCUUGGCCAGGCCGGAUGCUUGGAAACACAGCAGGCCACAGGCAUCAAAAUUAUUUUUAAAUAAAUUAUUUUUUUAAGUCUCUAAAAUUCUGUAUUAAAUGUUUUUAAUUGUAUACGUACGUGUUUGUGGGGGUUUUUUUGUUCGUAAGCCUUUUAGGGUGAACUAACCCCUGUGCACUGAGACAAGAGGCUGUUGUGUCUCGGGUGAGUUGUCGGGUAUGUUCUCUGCUGGGUCGUGGCCCUCCACGGCACCCGGAGGCUUUCCCCGCUGUCUGCGACUUGGGUUUCUGACACCGUCCUCACUUCUGAGCUGGGAAUUCAUCACCUUGGUUUAGUGAAGCAGAAGGCACGAACUGGCCGCAAUCCCUCUGCUGUGGAGAAGCACCAAGGCUGAAGGAGAUGGUGUAGAACCCCAGGUGAAAGGAGGAGUAAGGCGAGUAAGGCUUUCUCUUAAAUCCGAGCUGCGCUGACAUAGGUAGAAUCAGUUUGGCGAACAAGAGCUCGAGUCCUGCGUGGGUAUCUUUUACUUUUUUAAAACUAUUUUGUGGUUGUGAUUUGCCCUUGUAAACUUACUGGUGCAAGGCAAAGCCACGUAAAUCAAGUUUAAAUUGAGAUUAGGUUUUAAUUUAACACCUUUUCGCUGGCUUAACGGAAUCCAUUUAAAUGUACCGUGCUGGAGCAGUGCAGGAAAUGUGUCCGGACCUGCAGGAGAGGGGCUGCGGGGCUGUCACUUCAGCCCUCGACCAGUCACCGAGGCACCCCUGGAGAGCUUGGUGCUGGCCUCCUCCUGCCUGGAGACGGGCAGAUUUCACAGCUCUUCCUUGGCUUUGGCUUGGGGUAAUUUUCCGUGGCCCCUAGGCCACCUUUCACUUGUGGGUUUGGGUUUUAACAGU